Messenger RNA from Phodopus roborovskii (desert hamster), 1767 nucleotides. Its product is annotated as sodium/hydrogen exchanger 9B2. The transcript has 12 exons. The record is from RefSeq and is a predicted model, not a curated record. NCBI's taxonomy places the organism in Eukaryota, Metazoa, Chordata, Mammalia, Rodentia, Cricetidae. The coding region runs from base 26 to 1684 and encodes 552 amino acids. Gene Ontology annotation, molecular function: antiporter activity. Gene Ontology annotation, cellular component: membrane. Gene Ontology annotation, biological process: proton transmembrane transport.
UGUUCCUCAUCUUGAACCAUCGUCUAUGAAAUUACAAGACAUGGAGGAUGAAGAUAAGACAGUUGGAUGUCAGGAUUCAAAGCCACCCACAGGGAUCAGUAACACAGCUCCUGCGCAUCAAGGACCACAGGAGGCGAGAGCCGUGAACCUCAAAGGUGUAGAAGGGAAUGAGCCAACAGAAGACAGCAACCUGCUGAACAGUGGUGAAAAAAAGCCCCAGGAAUCGACAACAGAAUCCAGUUGCUUGCAGAGUCUGAGACGAACUCUGGCUUGCCCUCCACAUGGCUCGUUGGGGAAAGUGAUAACAAAUGGUACCAUGGUUGUUCUUCUGUGGGCUGUGGUUUGGUCAGUUACAGGCCCUGAGUGUCUUCCUGGAGGAAAUCUGUUUGGAAUCAUAAUCCUAUUCUACUGCGCUGUCACGGGAGGUAAACUUUUUGGACUCAUUAAGUUGCCAACAUUGCCUCCUCUGCCUCCUCUUCUUGGCAUGCUGCUUGCUGGGUUUCUCUUGAGAAAUGUCCCCAUCGUCAGUGAUAACGUCCAGAUCCAACACAAGUGGUCUUCUUCUUUAAGAAGCAUAGCACUUUCUGUCAUUUUGGUGCGUGCUGGCCUCGGUCUGGACCCAAAGGCGCUGAAGAAACUGAAGGGUGUGUGUGUGCGACUGGCCAUGGGUCCCUGCAUCGUGGAGGCGUGUGCUUCUGCCCUCCUUUCUCACUUCCUGAUGGGCCUGCCUUGGCAGUGGGGGUUCAUACUGGGUUUUGUCCUAGGUGCUGUAUCUCCAGCUGUCGUGGUGCCUUCAAUGCUCCUUUUGCAAGAAGGAGGCUUCGGUGUUGAAAAAGGGGUCCCCACUUUACUCAUGGCUGCUGGCAGCUUUGAUGACAUUUUGGCCAUCACUGGCUUCAACACGUGCUUGGGUGUGGCCUUUUCCACAGGCUCCACAGUUUUCAACAUCUUCAGGGGCAUUUUGGAAGUGGUAAUUGGCGUGGCUACUGGAUCUUUUCUUGGUUUUUUUAUUCAGUACUUUCCAAGCAGUGACCAGGGCAACCUUGCAUGGAAGCGAGCCUUCCUGAUCCUGGGCUUUGCUGUGUUAGCUGUGUUCAGCAGUGUUUAUUUUGGCUUCCCGGGGUCAGGAGGACUGUGUACAUUGGUCAUGGCUUUCCUUUCAGGCAUGAGAUGGAGUGACAAGAAGUCAGAAGUAGAAAAGAUAAUUGCAGUCGCCUGGGACAUUUUCCAGCCCCUUCUGUUUGGCUUGAUUGGAGCAGAAGUAUCUAUUGCAUCCCUCAGACCAGAUACUGUUGGUCUUUGUGUUGCAACCCUCAGCACUGCUGUAUUGAUACGAAUUUUGACUACUUUCCUGAUGGUGUGUUUUGCUGGUUUUAACAUAAAGGAAAAGGUCUUUAUUUCUUUUGCCUGGCUUCCAAAGGCCACGGUCCAGGCUGCCAUUGGGUCUGUAGCUCUGGAUACAGCGCGAUCCCAUGGAGAGAAGCAGUUAGAAGAAUAUGGAAUGGAUGUGUUGACGGUGGCAUUUUUGGCCAUCCUCAUCACAGCACCAAUCGGAAGCCUACUGAUUGGUUUGCUGGGUCCCAGACUUCUUCAGAAAUUUGAACAUCAAAAUGAAGAGGAAGUUCAAGGAGCAUCUUCUGCACACGUUCAGAGGAAGCCUGGGGAUUCCAUUACAGAAGCUUGAUGGACCAAGUUUACCAUCCCAACCCAAAGGUUUUGGCUCACCUUCAACCAGAGCAACUCUAUUUCUCUUUGUUUCAGAUGAAA